ACGGGAUCAACCUGUUGUGUCUGGUCCAGGAUCAGCGCAGCUCAGUGCGCUCUUGCUGCGCAGGCGCAGGAGCGUGUUUUCUGAACUGACCUGGAGUCAGUCUGGAGCCCCGGUCCUCCCCCCGCGCUGUAUCCGUCCAGCCCACAGUCUUUUCCUUCCACUCCAGCCCGACUGUUUCCCACGCCUCCACGCAGAGAGAGCCUCCACAGAGAGAGAAAGCCUCCACAGAACCUCUUCAGUCAGCACAGACUGGGACGUGCUGAAACUGUGGAUCUAGAUGACCGACACGGGGAACUAUGCAUCUUGAAAUCUGGAGGAACUUGAAGGAAUUAAAAGGCCUCUUCUGUGUCCCCCGGACUAACUGCUCAGACAGGAACUUUUCGGACUUCUUGUGAACAGCUUGUUUUUAUGAUGUCAGCGCCUCCGAGCUGCUCCUGAGAGACUUUUAUGAUCUGUUUUAACCCCCCUGGAACAUUUAAUGACCCGUCUGUACUUUUGAUGGACUCUUCUCUUGUUGGGAAACACGCGCAGAGACGACUUCUUCACCUCCAGCAGAAAGUGACGCGUCCGUGAACGCAUCAGCUGUUAGCUCUGCAGCUAACGUCCCAACAUGCCGCAGCUGAACGGGACCGACGGGGACGACCUGGGAGCUCAUGAUGAGCUGAUCGCCUUUAAAGACGAAGGAGAACAAGAGGAGAAGAGGAACGUGUCCGCAGACCGGGACCUGGACGAUGUCAAGUCCUCUCUGGUCAACGAGUCCGAGACCAACAGCAGCUCAGACUCUGAGGCAGACAGGCGUUCAAAGAGAAAUCACGACCUGGAGACCCGGGCCAGGCAGAGUCUGCUUUUUGAAGAAGCUCUGAGGAGGCGGCAGGAAGGAGGUCUCUUCGCCCCGUCUCCGUAUGUCGGGUACCCUCUCUUCAUGUUCCCGGACCUGGGGAACCUCUGCAGCCCUUACAUCGCCAACGGAGCGCUCGCACAGGGCGCCAGGACGGUAAGAAGACAAACAAGCGCUCUUCACGCAGGUGGUCUCGAUGCUGCCGGGGUUUUGUUUGUUGAAAAACUGGAGAUCCAUGAGAGGAUCUCAGGGCUUGGUGACGAUCUGAUAACGGCUGAGGAGAUAAACGGUGUGAGAGUGAACAUCCAGCCUCAGACUUUGGUUCAUGAGGCGAUGACGUCGUGAUAAUUAACUCUUUCA
Messenger RNA from Notolabrus celidotus (New Zealand spotty), 1198 nucleotides. Its product is annotated as transcription factor 7-like 1-A. The coding region runs from base 611 to 1183 and encodes 190 amino acids. The transcript is spliced from 4 exons. Gene Ontology annotation, cellular component: beta-catenin-TCF complex; catenin-TCF7L2 complex. Lineage: Eukaryota; Metazoa; Chordata; Actinopteri; Labriformes; Labridae. Gene Ontology annotation, biological process: canonical Wnt signaling pathway; regulation of transcription by RNA polymerase II. The record is from RefSeq and is a predicted model, not a curated record. Gene Ontology annotation, molecular function: DNA-binding transcription factor activity, RNA polymerase II-specific; RNA polymerase II cis-regulatory region sequence-specific DNA binding.